This is a messenger RNA of Serinus canaria (Common canary), 919 nucleotides long. RefSeq names its product protein-lysine methyltransferase METTL21E-like. The transcript has 5 exons. NCBI's taxonomy places the organism in Eukaryota, Metazoa, Chordata, Aves, Passeriformes, Fringillidae. Gene Ontology annotation, molecular function: protein-lysine N-methyltransferase activity. Gene Ontology annotation, cellular component: cytoplasm; cytosol. Gene Ontology annotation, biological process: peptidyl-lysine methylation. The record is from RefSeq and is a predicted model, not a curated record. Bases 149 to 919 code for a protein of 256 amino acids.
GUGGGGAUGUUGGCAAUGCGUGACACAGGCUUCGGAACAUGCCUUUGCCUGCGCCCGUUAGCGGGGGAAGCCACCGGCAAGAUAAGGACUUCGCUGUUGGAGCACCAUCUUUGGAAAUCUGUGAGAAAUUCAGGGUUUGUGGAAUAAUAUGGAUUUGACAUCAUCACAGCAUCAUCAUCUACAAAAUCAAGGGGUUGGAGAAUUCAAAAGACAAGAUGGGGAAAGAGAAGAUGAACAGAUAGUUGCAGAAAUCAUGGAGAGGCGUUUCUUUCCUGACCAUAUAGCUUAUAAGACCUGGGAAGGCUUUCACUUUGCUGGCCAUGAGAUAAGAAUUACAGAAGCCACUGAUUGUUACGGGGCAGUCGUCUGGCCAUCGGCUCUUGUUCUGUCUUAUUAUUUGGAAACUCAUUCUAAACAAUGCAAUUUGGUUGACAAAAAUGUGAUUGAAAUUGGAGCUGGAACUGGCUUGGUCUCCAUAGUAGCCAGUUUGCUGGGUGCCUUUGUGACUGCCACAGAUUUGCCAGAACUACUGGGAAACCUUCAGUACAACAUUCUCCAAAAUACAAAGCAUAAAUGCAAACACCAGCCAUGUGUUAAGGAGUUGUCUUGGGGAAUUGAUCUGGAAAAGAACUUUCCUAGGUCUUCCUGUCACUUUGACUACAUUAUGGCUGCUGAUGUAGUUUACCACCAUCCAUUCCUGGAUGAACUCCUCCUAACUUUUGAUCACUUGUGCAAGAAUGAUACUGUUAUUCUGUGGGCCAUGAAAUUUAGGCUGGAGAAAGAGAACCGAUUUGUGGACAGAUUUCAGACACUAUUUGACUUAGAGAUGAUUUCUAAUUUUCCCAGUUUGAACAUAGCCUUGUAUAAAGCAAUGAGGAAAGGCAGGAUGAAAGCCAGACCUUCCAAACUGAAGAUAUGA